GAAAAACGGAGUGUAGUUCGGCCUUGCUUGACACAACUGUGGACGUGGAAUGCAUACAGUAUGUUACAGCCAAGCAGAUAUUAGUACUAAGACUGGGGAAAAUACUACCAACCAAUGAAGGAAGCUUUCGCUUGACCUAAUUUGGAUUUGAUCAGUAAAGGAAAUAAGUUACUUUCGAUUAGCUCGCACGUCUUUCUAAUCGUUUGCGUUAUACUUGCGUUCAAAUUACGUGCAAAUGCUCACCAAAGAGGAACACGUCAAGUUUAGCUGUUGAUCUGUUUUCAUAUUCAUCGGCUUUGCUCGCACGUCCGCCUUUGUGAUGGCUCCGAUGGGCAUCCGGCUGUCCCCGCUCGGCAUAGCCGUGUUCUGCUUGCUGGGAGUCGGUGUGGUCUAUCACCUAUACGCGGGAGUUUUAUCCAGUAGAAUCGCCUCAUUCAGACAGAAAAGGACUGUGGAUCUGAGAGACCUGCUCGCGCUGUCCAUGGAGGCUGCGGUGCAGGGCGGACGGGAGGUGAAGAGGAUCAGGGAGGAUAACACACUAGAAGAGAAGACAAAGGGCAAAACAAAAGAAGGGGCCAGUGAAAAGCUCACGCUGGGUGAUCUGAACUCCCACCGCAAGAUGUUCUACUUGAUCAAGAACACCUACCCUUAUAUACAGGUGAACUCAGAAGAACAUGCUAAUGCCGAGGGUGAGGCCACUGUGUGGACACGCAUCAUUCCUGAAGAAAUUCUGGGAAAGGUCUCAGGGGUGAAGGAGGUUCCUGCAGAAAGGAUCACAGUUUGGAUUGAUCCACUGGAUGCCACUCAGGAAUACACAGAAAAUCUCCAGAAGUAUGUCACCACUAUGGUGUGUGUGGCUGUGGACGGGGAUCCUGUUAUAGGCGUGAUUCACAAACCCUUCACUGGGUACACAGCAUGGGGUUUUGUUGGAGAGGGAUCCAAUGUGGCACCUCGUGCUUCCUACAACACAAACGUUCCUAAGGUGAUUGUUUCACGCUCACACUCAGGCAAGGUGAAGAGCUUUGUUCAGGUGGCCUUUGGCAACAAUACGGAAAUUAUACCAGCAGGGGGUGCAGGAUAUAAGGUACUAGCUCUUCUAGACCCCACUGAUGAAGAACAAGAGACAGCCGAUAUUUACAUCCAUGUGACGUACAUCAAAAAAUGGGAUAUCUGUGCGGGUGAUGCCAUCUUGAGGUCUCUUGGUGGUCAAAUGACAACUCUCAAAGGAGAGAAGAUUGAUUACUCUGGGACAGAGGGAAACAAGGGCGGCCUACUGGCGAGCAUUAAAACUGACCACAAGGCACUGGUGAAAAGACUUCCACCCUGGGAAGAGAGCAAACAAUAAUAAAUCACUGCCCGGUCCUGUCCCUAACACUCAUUUUCUUCGGUACCACAAAGUUGUGUAGAAAUAUGAGAAAAUAAAGAUUUGCUUGUGACACUAGGUGACUGAUCCAACAUCAGUGAAUGAGUGAAUAUGAGUGAGUUUGAAAACUGUUACAGGUUAUAAACAAAGGAAGUGUGCCUUUGGGUUGUACAGGUCAUUAGCUAUGUACACUAAAAAAUCCUCGUAACAAAUUGCAUGAACACAUUUUAAGUAAAUCUUACAAGUUUUUUUUUCUUUUUCAAAGUAAGUUUUACUGCUCUAAUAUCAAGUAGAACUUACUCGCUAUUAUUAAGUAAAAUCUACUUACUAAACUUAACAUUCAUGAAGAAAUUAAAUCUAA
Molecule: messenger RNA, 1724 nt
Organism: Sinocyclocheilus grahami
Lineage: Eukaryota; Metazoa; Chordata; Actinopteri; Cypriniformes; Cyprinidae
Gene: bpnt2
Product: 3'(2'), 5'-bisphosphate nucleotidase 2
Exons: 5
Coding region: 320-1345 (341 amino acids)
Biological process (GO): phosphatidylinositol phosphate biosynthetic process
Cellular component (GO): endomembrane system
Molecular function (GO): 3'-nucleotidase activity
Source: RefSeq, a predicted model, not a curated record